Molecule: messenger RNA, 1566 nt
Organism: Tripterygium wilfordii
Lineage: Eukaryota; Viridiplantae; Streptophyta; Magnoliopsida; Celastrales; Celastraceae
Product: cystathionine beta-lyase, chloroplastic
Exons: 13
Coding region: 49-1443 (464 amino acids)
Biological process (GO): 'de novo' L-methionine biosynthetic process; transsulfuration
Cellular component (GO): cytoplasm
Molecular function (GO): pyridoxal phosphate binding
Source: RefSeq, a predicted model, not a curated record
CGAUCGACCCGGAAUCCCCGUUAAGACAAAACACGCUCUUAAUCAGCCAUGGCUGCCUCGCUUUCCCUCAGACCGGCCAUAACCGCUCUCUACGCCGCCGAUCUGAGCGACGGCGUUUCCAAGCUUGGGAGUCGUCCAGGAAAGUUGGAGAUCAAGUAUAACUUGACGGGAAGGCAGUUGAAGUUCCGGAUGAAUUGCUCAAUAGAGAAAGAGACGGUCUUGAGCACAUCGGCUUUUGCUGAUAAUGUUGUUGAUUGCUUAAAUGAUGAUGCGGAAUCGAUGGUUAGGGAGGUUAAAGAGCCCAGUGUUUCAACUAUAUUGAUGAAUUUCGAGAACAAGUUUGAUCCAUAUGAUGCAAUGAGUGUACCACUCUACCAAACAGCUACAUUUAAGCAGCCUUCAGCGACUGAUAAUGGCCCCUAUGAUUAUACCAGAAGUGGAAAUCCAACACGUGAUGCUUUGGAAAGCCUUUUAGCCAAGAUUGAAAAGGCAGAUCGAGCAUUUUGCUUCACAAGUGGAAUGGCUGCUUUGGCUGCUGUUACUCAUCUUGUUAGAGAAGGUGAGGAAAUUAUUGCUGGAGACGACAUAUAUGGAGGUUCUGAUCGAUUGUUGUCACAAGUAACUCCAAGAAGUGGAGUGGUGGUGAAACGAGUGAAUACAAGUGACUUAGACGACAUAGCAUCUGCAAUCAGCGCGCAGACAAAGCUUGUGUGGUUAGAGAGUCCAACAAACCCACGACAGCAAAUUUCUGAUAUUCGUAGAAUUGUGGAGAUGGCUCAUUCAUGCGGUGCUCUUGUCUUGGUGGACAACAGUAUUAUGUCCCCUGUGUUAUCACAACCCUUAGAACUUGGUGCAGACAUUGUAAUGCACUCAGCCACUAAAUUUAUUGCGGGACACAGUGAUGUCAUGGCUGGUGUGCUUGCAGUAAAAGGGGAAAGGCUGGCAAAAGAUCUGUAUUUCCUGCAAAAUGCAGAAGGGUCUGGCUUAGCACCCUUUGACUGUUGGCUCUGCUUACGAGGUAUUAAGACCAUGGCCUUACGUGUCGAAAAGCAACAGGAGAAUGCACAGAAGAUAGCAGAGUUUCUUGCUUCACAUCCACGAGUGAAGAAAGUUAAUUAUGCUGGUCUUCCUGGGCAUCCUGGAUGGGUUUUGCAUCAUUCUCAGGCGAAGGGUGCGGGAUCUGUGCUUAGCUUUUUGACUGGAUCAUUGGCACUGUCGAAGCAUAUUGUUGAGACUACCAAGUACUUCAGUAUUACUGUCAGUUUUGGUAGUGUGAAGUCACUCAUCAGCCUGCCUUGCUUUAUGUCUCAUGCUUCAAUUCCAGCAGCGGUACGAGAAUCUAGGGGUCUAACAGAGGAUCUUAUUCGAAUAUCAGUGGGAAUUGAGGAUGUUGAUGAUCUGAUUGCUGAUCUAGACUAUGCACUAAGAACUGGCCCUCUUUAGGUAUUCGAGCUUCCAAUUUUGUACAAUUUCAAGCUUUCAAUAAGAAAGUUAUACGAUGUGGAAUGUAACUUCAACUAAAAUCUUUGGGUGUUUAUUGAAGUUUCAAUGUUUUCCCUAGUUAAA